UUAUGUGAAAUAAUUGCGAAGAGACACGGAUUUGAGUGUCCCGUACCCUACACAACGCAGUCGACUGACUUAGAACGAACUAUUUCGUCAAUCACAUCACAAGCAGACCAAGACACCAGCAUGGACCCGAACAUAUCUACUCGCGAUUUGAUUCCCCUCCAACAGCGUGUCACAGACCCGAACAAGUCCAAGAACAUGGACAAGCGCAUCCUCAGAAACCCGGAUUACGAUGAAGGUAUCUGCAACUUGAGCUUUGACAACAAUGAAUGCGGUGCGAAUCUUCAUCAAGCAAUUCAGGCCAAUCGGGAAAUGGCAAAGACUGCAAUUCCAGUGGUUACCGAAAGCUUCAACAAGGCACCACUCGGUUCUGGGUUACAAAACAGACGUGGUAAAAAACACAUGGACGUUCGCGCGCGACUUUCCUCUCUCUGGCAACCCAGACGGCGUCUGGGGAUACCCAUACCUUUUCUACGGGACAAAUUCAGACCAAAGUCGAGAUCCGACAAGAUCAGUAUCUCCACACCCGUGGAAGAGGACGAGCCGACCGACGAUCGGGGCGACGAUCGGGGCGACGAUCGUGAGACGUGGAGUAGAAAGGCGGACUUCAUCCUGUCCGUGGUUGGGUUUGUCGUCGAUCUAGGAAACGUCUGGAGGUUUCCCUACAUCUGUUACAAGAACGGCGGGGGUUCAUUCCUCAUACCGUACUUUCUUAUGAUGGUCUUCCUGGGGAUGCCUCUGUUCUACAUGGAAUUGGCUUUAGGGCAGUACCAGCGCGCUGGGGCGAUCAGUGUGUGGUUAAGGAUCUGCCCCAUGUUCUGUGGAAUCGGGUACGGAAUUUGCGUUGUCUCUACGCUGGUUGGCGCUUACUACAACACUAUUAUUUCUUGGGCCUUCUACUUUCUGAUAUCGUCAUUCCGGUCGGAAGUACCGUGGGGUCUAUGUAACCAGACAUGGAACACACCGGACUGUGUCACAGUGGACGGCACAGGAAAUGCCAGUAACUCAAGCCAGUCGUCUGCGGAAGAAUAUUUUGAACGUCAGGUGUUGGAACUACAAAAAUCUACUGGAAUAGACGACCUGGGAUCCGUGAAAUGGUCGCUCGCCCUGUGUCUGCUCCUAACAUUUCUAAUCAUCUACUUCAGUCUCUGGAAAGGAAUCAAGCAGUCUGGAAAGGUGGUGUGGGUGACGGCCACGGCCCCCUACGUGUUUCUCAUCAUCCUGCUGGUCCGCGGCUGCAUGCUGCCGGGAGCACUGGAGGGCAUUACGUAUUUUCUCAACCCGCAGUUUGAAACUCUCUUGACAGCGCAGAUUUGGAUAGAUGCCGCUGCACAGACGUUCUUCUCCCUGGGUCCAGGGUUUGGGGUUCUCUUGGCGCUGUCGAGCUACAACAAGUUCAACAACAACUGCUUCAGCGACGCCGUGUUGACGACAUCCAUCAACUGUGUGACGAGUCUACUGGCCGGCCUGGUGGUGUUCUCCAUGCUGGGCUACAUGGCGGACCUACAACACACAACAAUCGACCAGGUCGCAGUUGAUGGUCCUGGUCUGGUGUUUGUCGCGUAUCCAGAGGCCAUCGCCACAUUCGCUGGAUCCCAGUUCUGGGCUGUCCUCUUCUUCUUCAUGCUCAUCACGCUUGGUCUGGACAGCUCGUUCGGAGGGUUGGAAUCCGCUGUUACGGCUAUGUGUGACCAGUUUCCAAAUCUGAAAGCCAACCGACCGAUCGUGCUUGGAGUUCAGCUGGGGCUCUGCUUCUUAAUUGGGCUUUCAACUGUAACUUACGGAGGUUCUUAUGUCGUCUAUCUACUGGAUGUCCAUGCCGCACCCACUGCCGUCAUCUUCUUCUGUUUCGUUGAAGUAGUGGCUGUCAACUGGGUGUAUGGUUUUGACAAGUUCUCCUCGGAUAUCAAGGCCAUGCUGGGUUAUGCGCCUGGUGUCUUUAUACGCGUGUGCUGGGUCGUCAUCUGUCCACUGGCUCUCUUGGCGCUUCUUGUUGUGACUGUGUAUAAAUAUGAAAAGAUGACGAUGGGUCCCUACGUAUACCCCGACUGGUCCAACUGGCUCGGUUGGUGCGUCUCGUGUUCUUCAAUGCUUUGUGUUCCAGGAUUCAUGAUCUACUGGUUCAUCACAUCAAAGGGAAAUUUCAAGCAGAAACUGCUUCUAAUGGUCCAUCCAGUUGACUUACCCACACCAGCGCCAAAAGAAAUAGUAUUAACAGCACAGCAGUCGAACACAGACGAACAUUUUAAACAGGGAAGAACGAGCGAUUUUAGCGAACAUUUUGAAAAUGAAAAAACCUUUCAAAUGGAAGAAGUACGGAUAAAGAAAGAAAGACGUGAAAAGAAAGAAACGAAAGUUGAAGAAGAACACAACACCGGACAGGAGGAACCGGAGGCCAACAGUUCGAAAUCGAACAAUGAAGUUAUUUAAAUAUAAUUAUGGAUAAAGACACACAUGAGCAGCCAACAUAAUACUUUGAAAAAACAUAUAAAUUAUAUAUAUAUAUAUUAUAUAUUAUAUAUUUCUAUAAUUAUGCAUGUGUAUAAUAUAUAAUAUAAUGCGUAAAAUCAGACAGUCUGAAGAACUCCUACAGGCGCGGAUCCAGAAUUGUUUUAAUAGAGGGGCCCAAUACACGUUGUUUUUGUGUCUUCUGUAAUAUAUAUUGUUUGACCAAAAAUAGGGGGCCCGUAGGGCCCCCACCUGAAUCCGCGGCUGACCUAAAUACCAUAGCAAUAUAUAAUGUGCCUGAUUCACAUAGGUGCUUUGAUGGUAAUAUUAUUAUUAUUAUUUAUUAUUAUUAUUAUUAUUAUUAGUAUUAUUAUAUAAAUGUUUGUGAAAAUAUUGUAUAAUGGAGAAUUGUUAUAGAAAAUAAACAAUUAACAAAU
Messenger RNA from Gigantopelta aegis, 2882 nucleotides. RefSeq names its product sodium-dependent serotonin transporter-like. NCBI's taxonomy places the organism in Eukaryota, Metazoa, Mollusca, Gastropoda, Neomphalida, Peltospiridae. Bases 121 to 2427 code for a protein of 768 amino acids. The transcript has 15 exons. Gene Ontology annotation, molecular function: serotonin:sodium:chloride symporter activity; serotonin binding. Gene Ontology annotation, biological process: sodium ion transmembrane transport; serotonin uptake. The record is from RefSeq and is a predicted model, not a curated record. Gene Ontology annotation, cellular component: neuron projection; membrane.